UAGAAUUUCAAAGUCAAUGUGAUAGGUGUCAACUUCCAACCACUAAUAUUUUUCCCACUGAAAAAGGGAUCCACCACUUUCAGCUGUAAGAUUGGUACAAACAAUCAUAAUGCCAGUUGUUCUCUAGCAGAAAUUUUUGGUAUCAUAUUUUCCCACACCUAACAUUACCCACUUCAUCUACUUUUUGAAUUGGUCAAUUAUGCCUCCUCAUUAUUUAUUUUAGAAAUUUUUUCCAUACCCAAGAAUUGUCCAUAUUAAUUUUUUGUACCUUGUGUGAUUUUAAUCAGACAAACAAUUUUUUUUAUAUCAUAUAAAAAAAUGUCACUCUAUUGCAAAAUAUUUUCUAUCCAAUAUGAGUUUUAUUGUUUGUAUGAAAAGAAAAUAAAUUACAAAUAUCUUUUUUAUUAGUAUUUUAUUUGUUUCUUAUCUAGAGAUUAUACGAUGAAUUAGUAAUAUUUACACCUACACCGUUCUAAGUUUUAAAGAUUCUUUGAGCUUUAAAAUGUAUUUAUAAGGUUAUGGAAAUUAUAUAUAUAAAAUACACGGAAAAUUUGGGCUUGAUGAUGAGGCACGGUGCAGAACGACGUCGUCUUGAGAGGAGAAAGAGAUAUAAGGGAAAGGAAUCUGGAAACUCCCGCCAAAAAGCGCGAGAGAAUGGGAAAGGGUGAAAGCAGCAACACGAAGGCCACAAUCAUCUCGGCAUCCUCCUUCCUCAGAUCUGUGACUUUGCACGACUGGUGGCUGCUUAAGACAAACGCCAACCGCUUGGCCGUUGGAGGCUUCGCUACUCGAGAGAGACAAGGAAUAAGAGUUUUCAGCUCUGGAGCAAUUGCCAAGAGGCAUGAUGCCACCACUCUUGAAACAGCAGAUGGCAUAACUAUUACCAUUGUUGGUUUCUUAAACAAGUCUCGCACACAUCAAAAUGGCUUUCCAUCUGAGGUUUGCAAACAUUUCCUGUUUGGAUUUCCAUAUCACUGGGAGGAGUAUGCGGUUCAAUGUUUUGUUGGAGAAUCUACCAAAAGUGGUGUUUCAAAAAAACCUUCUGGUUGUGAAGAGUUCAACUUGCCUUCAACCAGUAGUGAAAAUAAUCUACUGCCUGCAUCUUUGGAUGAGCUCCCGGUGACUAGGGUUCGUGAUCUUUUAAUGUCCACUCUUGGAGAUUCUAAAACACUAACAAAUAGUAUUUUUAGUGAUAUAGUGGGAAGAGUAUCUAACCUUUCAAACAUGAAAGGUAAUAGCCCAACCACUGUGGAUACUGAAUUGGAUAGAACUCCAAGGAAUCAUAAAAAGGCCGAGGUUGAGAAGUUCGAAGAUGACAACAGCAUCUUGGAUGUGUCAGAUAUGAGAACUGAAGAAUGUAAGAAAAAUAUUUGUCAAUCUAGCGGGGUUAUGAAUGACUCUACCCCAAGUAGACGUGUUUCGACUAGAACCAUGACAAGGUUGAAGAAUUUAAAAAGCCAGCUGGAAUGGAAUCUUUCAUCAAGCACUUCCAAGAAGCAAAAGACUCGGGAGAAUUCUGAAAAACGCCUGUUGACAAAUAGUAGUAAUGAUGUACUGAGAAGAUCCAGUGGUAAUGAUUUCAAACAUGCUAGAAAAGACAUGAAAACUAAUGGUCCAAUAAAGACUAUGGAUUCUGAUUUGGAUAAAUUUAUUAAACAUAAGAUGGCAAAGGUUGAGCAGAAGCGCACAGAUAACUGUGUAUCCAUGGAUACCAUGGAUAUUAGAAAAGAAGAAUGUCAGAAAUAUUUUUGUCGAUCAGAAGUGGGUAUGCAUGCCCUUUCCCCAGAUAGGGGUGUUGCCACAAGAAGCAUGGCUAGAUUGAAGAAUGUCAAAAACAACCCAUGAGAAUAUCUCUCAUCAAACUCUUAGUGAUCUCUUUUUCUUCAUCAGAGGCCAUUGAAGACCAAUAUGGAGGGAUGGUAACUAAAGAAAGUGCUUCAACAAGAGUAAUACAGCCAUGCCAUCUGGAUGGGAAUGUGAACUUUAGGAAAACCCUGAAAGAUCUGCAAUCAGAAGAUCAAGGAAUAAGCUGAAGAAACAAAAGAUAUGAUCUGUCAGAUGCACAUGUACAAGUACAACCAUGAACUAGAAAAUGAAAUGAACGAGUAUUGACACAUUUGGGUCCUGGAAAGAUUGCUGUAAAUAUUGAAAUGACCUGCAAAAAACUGAACAGCUUCAAUCUCUUUAAUGAAAGAAAUGACUAUUGAUGCA
Vitis vinifera (wine grape) is the source of this 2211-nucleotide messenger RNA. RefSeq names its product protein EMBRYO DEFECTIVE 1674. The transcript has 4 exons. The record is from RefSeq and is a predicted model, not a curated record. The coding region runs from base 655 to 1845 and encodes 396 amino acids. NCBI's taxonomy places the organism in Eukaryota, Viridiplantae, Streptophyta, Magnoliopsida, Vitales, Vitaceae.